This is a messenger RNA of Contarinia nasturtii (swede midge), 1391 nucleotides long. RefSeq names its product sideroflexin-1-3 (gene Sfxn1-3). Lineage: Eukaryota; Metazoa; Arthropoda; Insecta; Diptera; Cecidomyiidae. Gene Ontology annotation, biological process: monoatomic ion transport; serine import into mitochondrion. The transcript has 7 exons. Gene Ontology annotation, cellular component: mitochondrial inner membrane. The record is from RefSeq and is a predicted model, not a curated record. Gene Ontology annotation, molecular function: monoatomic ion transmembrane transporter activity. Bases 283 to 1254 code for a protein of 323 amino acids.
CGUCGUAACUCAAUUCAUAAUAAAUUAACAUUGUGAUAAGAAAUUUAAAAAAAAAGUUGACAACAAAUCGUGCUUCAAAACUGUCACGUCCCAUGAAUGUGUGUUGUUAUAACUUUAUGUGAAUGUUAAAGACGAGAAGUUCUUUUUAAAAUAAGAAACCUUACUACUGUCAGGAAUAUUCUUGUAUUUUUACCAUUUAAAAAUAUAGGACAAACUCAUCAGGGUCAAAACAAUCCAAUACGAUUAAGUAACGAAGCAGACCAAAAACUAAAUUAAACAAACAUGAGCUUACCAAGUGGCGUUGAUUUAACCAAACCAAAAUUCGAUCAAAGCACAUAUGUGAAUCGUGCAAAGCAUUUCUUUCUACUGACAAACCCAUUGAAUUUAUUGGCGAGCGAAAAGGAUUUAGAUGAUGCGAAACGUGUCAUUUCGGAGUACAAAGCUGGAAAAACGGAGAUUGAAGGAUGCAAAAGUGUGGACGAUUUAUGGCGUGCCAAGUAUUUGUACGAUUCUGCCUUUCAUCCUGACACCGGAGAGAAAAUGAUUAUGGUUGGCCGUAUGUCGGCACAAGUGCCAAUGAACACCGCCAUCACUGGAGCUAUGCUUACAUUUUACAAGUCAACACCAGCCGUCAUCUUCUGGCAGUGGCUCAAUCAGUCUUUUAACGCGCUUGUAAAUUUUACAAAUCGAUCUGGUUCUUCUCCUAUUGAUACAAACCAACUUCUGACGUCAUACGUAAUGGCAACUGGUGGCGCUCUUACUACUGCUCUAUCAUUAAAUCGACUAACAAAGAAAAUGAAUCCAUUAGUCGGACGUUUGGUGCCCGUGGUCGCUGUUGCAGCUGCCAAUUGCAUUAACAUUCCAAUGAUGAGAAUUCAAGAAUUGAAGAAUGGAAUUUCUCUGGUUGAUGACCAAUAUAGAAGUUUGAAUAUUGCCUCAAAGACAGCUGCCUACCAAGGAAUUAGCGCUGUAAUUGUAAGCCGUAUUUUAAUGGCUAUGCCUGGAAUGGUAAUAACACCAGUAGUUGUUCAACAAUUGGCGAACAAAGGUGUCUUCCAAAAGUAUCCAAAGGCAAAUGCGCCUGUUCAAAUGGCAUUAGUGGGUUUUAUUUUGAUCUUUGCCACUCCAUUGGGAUGUGCUUUCUUUAGCCAAAUGGCUAGCAUUAAGGUUGACGAUCUGGAGCCUGACGUAAAGGCUGUGGUGAAAAAGCAAAAACCAGACCUUGAAGUGGCCUGGUACAAUAAGGGCUUGUAAACAUUUCAGAAGUAUAUUCUGAAUCAUGUACUGAAAAUGUACGAUAUUUUAAUAAUGACGCGACUAUAAAUAUUAUUAUAUCCAAAGUCAAGUGAUAAAUGAAAGCAUUUCAAUGGCCAUAAUAUGACAGUAAAUCA